AAGGCCCAACUCCCCGAACCACUCAGGGUCCUGUGGACAGCUCACCUAGCUGCAAUGGCUCCAGGCUCCCGGACAUCCCUGCUCCUGGCUUUUGCCCUGCUCUGCCUGCCCUGGCUUCAAGAGGCUGGUGCCGUCCAAACCGUUCCGUUAUCCAGGCUUUUUGACCACGCUAUGCUCCAAGCCCAUCGCGCGCACCAGCUGGCCAUUGACACCUACCAGGAGUUUGAAGAAGCCUAUAUCCCAAAGGACCAGAAGUAUUCAUUCCUGCAUGACUCCCAGACCUCCUUCUGCUUCUCAGACUCUAUUCCGACACCCUCCAACAUGGAGGAAACGCAACAUAAAUCCAUGAGUGGAUGCCGUCUCCCCUAGGCGGGGAUGGGGGAGACCUGUGGUCAGAGCUCCCGGGCAGCACAGCCACUGCCGGUCCUUCCCCUGCAGAAUCUAGAGCUGCUCCGCAUCUCCCUGCUGCUCAUCGAGUCGUGGCUGGAGCCUGUGCGGUUCCUCAGGAGUAUGUUCGCCAACAACUUGGUGUAUGACACCUCGGACAGCGAUGACUAUCACCUCCUAAAGGACCUAGAGGAAGGCAUCCAAACACUGAUGCGGAGGCUGGAAGACGGCAGCCGCCGGACUGGGCAGAUCCUCAAGCAGACCUACAGCAAGUUUGACACAAACUCGCACAACCAUGACGCACUGCUCAAGAACUACGGGCUGCUCCACUGCUUCAGGAAGGACAUGGACAAGGUCGAGACAUUCCUGCGCAUGGUGCAGUGCCGCUCUGUGGAGGGCAGCUGUGGCUUCUAGGGGCCCGAGUAGCAUCCUGUGACCCCUCCCCAGUGCCUCUCCUGGCCCCGGAAGGUGCCACUCCAGUGCCCACCAGCCUUGUCCUAAUAAAAUUAAGUUGUAUCA
Pan troglodytes (chimpanzee) is the source of this 906-nucleotide messenger RNA. It is a transcript of the gene CSH2, whose product is annotated as chorionic somatomammotropin hormone 2. Gene Ontology annotation, cellular component: extracellular region. The record is from RefSeq and is a predicted model, not a curated record. The transcript has 4 exons. NCBI's taxonomy places the organism in Eukaryota, Metazoa, Chordata, Mammalia, Primates, Hominidae. Gene Ontology annotation, biological process: positive regulation of tyrosine phosphorylation of STAT protein; response to nutrient levels; positive regulation of growth. Gene Ontology annotation, molecular function: hormone activity; growth hormone receptor binding; growth factor activity.